AUGACGUCGUGGUUAGCGCGAGAAGAUGAACGCACGAGCCUUCGCGAUUACCGAAACGCGUCGACUGUGGAAAGCACCAUCAACUCGCAGCAACAACUUCGCAUAACGCACACGAGCACUCCUAUCCUACCACCAUGCGCUGGUCCAAUGUCCACCUACGCAUUGCAAACGAAAACAAUGCUUCAUUCCGUCUCCAAUGCACCCAUACAACUCCUUGGACAGGCUCUCCCAUGCGAUGAACCCAGGUCACAACUACCUUCAAAGCAGAGUCGAGAUACCACCUGCGGUCUGGGGACUUCGAACCACCCCUUCACGAUCAAGCCCUUUCCUGAAUCAACUUUCACCAAACCUAUAGUUGUCAACCCUGUUCGGAUAAUUGCACGAUCGCAGCUGCCUCUCACGUUCCUUGACAUCACACCCGACGAGACCUUUGCCUCGAACAGCCUGUUUGCAGCACACAUUGAGAUAUUGGAGGAGGGAACCCUGGAAAACUAUGCCAGAGAUGUCCCAAAGGUGCUCAUCGCCCAUCUGGGCACGAAGCGGACACUAUAUGCCAUUGAACGAGUACAAGCCCGCAUUUAUAGCAUCUGCCGCCUGGCUUCUUGGCUGAAAGAGAAGGAUGUCACAGAACUAUGGGAUCCCAAUAAUCUACAUACCUGCGUUACAUUGCCCAUGUUGACGCAACCUACUAGUACGGUGGAACAAUGGUGGCAACAUGCUGUGGUAACGCAGUCUCACAACCAGCCAACGCAGCGUACUAGAAUGAGGAUGAUGCGAAGAAAACAGUCUUCAGAUGUGGAAGUGGCAGGUAUAUCAUAUCUGGCACCCAAACAAACCCCUGUUAGGGUGGACACGGCUCCUAUGGAUCCUUUCCUGGAAGGCAUGAUUGAGAGUCCAAGCCCACAGGACCAGCUCGAAUCGCUCGUGCAGCAGUAUCUGGACGCAGUAUAUUUGUCCAAGACGUCGUUAGCAUACUUUGCCAAAGGUCCGAUGACUCGCUUACGCAAUACAUUCACGGCGCCCGUGGAAGGCGCUCCAGCAACCCACGAACUCGUGUCAUUUCUCAGGGCCAUGAUCCUCAGCCCCAAAUCUAGCGAAAAGAAAUAUUAUGAGAAACUUCCAGCGGUGAUCAAAGCACUUCCGCCAGGAACCUUGUCAGAAGACGAACAUAUGCAUGGGGCUAAUAAGGUCAAAAAGUCGAAGAAGAAGAUAAAACUUAGCCGCAAUGGUGUUUAUCCCAACGAGGACUUGAUGAUUAGGAAGUGGUGGCUCUCCGAGUUGCCAAGUAGUGACAGCAUGGGCGCGGAGACAAUUGAUCAGCGCAUCAAAAGGAGGGUUGGAGACUUGCGAGUCCGCGAGACGCUUGCCCAGUUGAUUAUUAUGCUCGAGAUAAUUGCUCUAGAGUCUCUGCACACGUACAGACCUCCUCUCGACGACAACGAAGCCGAUGCAGAUAUAGCGAAACUUCAGGAGACGCAGACAAACAAAAAGCCGAAGAAACGAACGAAAAAGGUCGACGAUAUCAACCUCCAACUUGAUCUGCUGCUGGACAAAUUGUGUAUUUGGCAUGCGACAGAGGAAUUGGGUAUUCUGGAUUUUGACUCAAAACCAACAACGCAGCAUGAAGGACUCGACGGCGCUAACAAACUGGGGGCAAAUGAUCGAUUGCACAGCUUCUGCGUUGAAGUCAUCGUACCUUUCUACAUGAAUCGCCUACCUGAACAAGCUCUCACGGCAAACAAAAAGUUGGGCGGACCGGUCCACACUGCACCAUCCAAGCGCAAAGCGAUGAAGGCCCCUAUCACGUCACGAACCUUGGAAACGUUGAAUGAGCCGGAUGUGAAAAAGUCACGACGCUCACUUGCCAGAGUGGCGACUGACAACACUGGAAGGACCAUUGAACGAGUUACUCCAGCCCUCAACCGAUCGACUACUGACACUGCACUUCUGAACAAUAUCAAGCGAGAAGGAAGCGAAGUUCCGCUAUCAGCUAUCCCCUUCCAACGCAGUCCGUCUAAAAGUGCUAGACAGUCGAUGUCGCAGAUCAGACACCUACAGGGGCGCCAAAUCGACUUCAACCGACCCUCUGCUGCUGCCGAAGCCAAGAUGAAACACAAACAACGCGUAGAGGAAGAUCUACAGGAAGCCAUAUUGGCCUUGAAGAGGCCAAAUCGAGGACUGGCCGCUGGGUCUUAUGUUGCUGAUAAAGAACAACGCGGACUAGGGCUGGCGAAUAAGUCGAGGAAGCAGGCAAAUCCGGUACGAAAGAUUAUCAAAGAUGUUCAAGUUACUGCGACGCCUCGUGUUGGCCGCAGGACGAAGAACAUGGUAGAGCAGACACCCACCCAACCUCAGCCUCAACUUCAGCCUCAUCCUCACAACCCAUUCGUCAGAAACAGUACAGAUGGAGCGCCACCACUGAGCGAUUUCUGCAUCCCGUCUUCAGCCACCCAUCAACCACAUUCCAUGAUGCCGGCAACGGGACACCGUAGCGCAUCGGGCCGCCGGGGUCUAGCGCACUCUAGUAUUGCCGAGACACCUUCGAAAGCUCCGAACACCAGGUCUUUCUCUUCAGGGGCGGCACGCAGGAUGAUCUUCGCAACACCAUCCAAGUCCAGUGUGUGUUUGUCGGGUACUGGACACCCCGCGCCACCGCAUGUGUUUGAGACACCUGUGAAGGCGGUGGAUAGCUCACCUCCGGCAUGUGCCACCGCCACCGCCACAGUCUCAGCGGAUGUCGCUACGCCCACCAAAGCCGUACCUACUUCUCCAAGCAUAGCUGGUCCUAUUGCAUUCUCACCACCCAAGAAGAGCACCCCCGAGACAUGCAUAUACGAUGCCUUUGGCUGGAAUGAUGAUGAUGAUGAUGAUGUUGAAUGA
Molecule: messenger RNA, 2880 nt
Organism: Plenodomus lingam JN3
Lineage: Eukaryota; Fungi; Ascomycota; Dothideomycetes; Pleosporales; Leptosphaeriaceae
Biological process (GO): DNA replication initiation
Cellular component (GO): DNA replication preinitiation complex
Source: RefSeq, a predicted model, not a curated record